CGACAACAGCGCCAGCUGAUCUUUUGACUCGAUCUCCUCCAGUGCUCUCCGCCUCGGCUGUGUUCAAAGCGGACGGUGGCUCUUGAUGGACGGUAACUUGUCGCGCAUUCACAUGGUACCUACUUGCUGCGAGGCGACACGACGAAGCGUUCCGGGAUACUGACGGAGAGAGCGGCACGCCAUGAACGCGUUAAUUCACACGAAAACGAUGAUCGCCGGCCACGGUGGAGUCAUAGCUCGACGGUACUCCCCGUUUAAAUUAUGGUACAACGCAAAUCAUACAAUGGGCGGCAUAGCUCUAAUUUAUACAGAUUUGAGAGAUCGAAGAAGAUUAUUGCUGGAACCUACACCGCCAACGAUGUAUAUUAAUGAUAAAAGCAUAGCGUGUCUACAAAUACGUACUUUUUAUGUAACUCCAAGUUGGAGUAGCCAAGAGCCGUCGUCUAAGAUCGAAGAAACGGUGAAGAACAUUAAAGAGGAGAAAGAGCUUAAAAGUAAGAUGGAAACCGGUGCUGUGACAGAGUCUGAGCUAGCAAAGAAAGCUGUCGCUAAAGUGACAAUGUGGCAAAAAAUUAAGGGCGAGAUAUUGCAUUACUAUCACGGGUUUCGAUUAUUGGGACUCGAUAUGAAAGUGUCAGCAAAAUUAAUAUGGAGAAUUUUGCAUGGGAACGUGCUCAGCAGAAGGGAGCAUCGUUUGUUAAUAAAAACGACCGGAGAUAUGUUCAGAUUGAUUCCAUUCUCCGUUUUCAUUAUCGUUCCAUUUAUGGAGUUUCUGUUGCCAGUGGUAAUUAAAUUAUUCCCUGGCAUGCUACCUUCUACUUUCCAAACAGCAACUGAAAAGGAAGAUAAACUUAAGCAGGCCUUGAAGGUCAAGAUAGAAAUGGCGAAAUUUUUACAAAAAACAUUGGAUGAAAUGGCAUUGCAAUCGUCAGAUCACAAAUCUGAUAAGGCUAAAGAGUUCGCUGAAUUUUUCUACAAAGUACGGACAACUGGCACCGUUGCAACCAAUGAAGAAAUCAUGAAAUUUAGCAAAGUUUUCGAGGAUGAAAUUACCCUAGAUUCUCUUUCGCGGCCACAACUAAUUGCUUUGUGCCGCGUAUUGGAUGUGCAAACACUUGGAACUACCAAUUUCUUACGGUUUCUGCUUAGGAUGAGACUCCGAAGUCUUACUGCAGAUGAUAAACUAAUUGAGAAAGAAGGUGUCGAUACUCUAACUAGAGCCGAAUUGCAACAAGCUUGCAGGGCACGUGGUAUGCGUGCUUAUGGAUUACCAGAGAGCAGAUUAAGGGAACAAUUGUCACAGUGGUUGGAUUUGAGUUUAAUUAAAAAGGUCUCACCCUCUUUAUUACUGUUAUCACGAGCGCUUAUGAUACCAGAGACGAUACCUGUGUCAGACAAGCUAAAGGCGACUAUUUCGGCCUUGCCUGAUGCAGUCGUAGCACGUACAAAGGGCGCUAUUGGAGAGAAAGAGGGUAAAGUGGACCAUAAGACCAAUAUCGAGAUCAUAAAAAUGGAAGAACGUAAAAUCGAAGAAGAGAGAAAGGAAAAGAAAGAAGCCGAACCACAGCCAACUGUUUUGGAAUCCAGUACUAAAGAAGAUGAAAUUACUACUACAGAUGUCGAAGUUUUGGAACAAGCUCUGGAUUCAGUUGGCAAAGAUAAAAAUUUGGCUGUAGAGAAAGAGGAAAUCAAGGAACUUAAAGAAGAAAUGGCGGAAUAUCAAGAAGAUGUUAAGGAAUUGUAUCAAAUUAAAGCAGAGGCGAAAGGGGAAAUCGAUAUAGAAAACAUUAAAGUAUCGAAAGGUGCUAAUAGACUAUUCAAGAAAGUAAACAAAAUGAUCUCGAAAAUGGACGCCGUUCUGUUGGAGCUCGAGCAAUCUGAGAAAAAAGUUAAACAAAGAAUGAAGUCUUUAGGUCCUGAUGAGAACGAUGAGAAAGAUGUUGAAGAAUUAGUUAAAAUAGAUGAGCUGGUUGGAGCCAUUAAACAAAUCCAAAAUGUACCCGAUGAACAUCGUUUAAAACGCAUAGCAGAAAUUUUAGGGAAAAUUGAUGACGAUCAAGAUGGUGCAAUAAAAAUAGAAGAUGUAUUAAAGGUUGUAGAAUUAAUAGGUAAGGAAGAUGUUAAAUUAAGUAAAGAACAAGUGGAUGAACUGAUAGAGUUAAUGGAUAAAGAAGAAGUAUUAGAAGUAGAGGAACAAAUACAAAAAUCGUUGGAAAAGGAUUGCAAGACAUCCCAGACAGAUGAGAACAUAAAAGCUACGCAUAAAUCUACAGUUCCAGCCACGCCGGUGACAAUCGAGCCGGGAUUUGGAAAAGAGGAGUUAGCAGAUGAUGCUGUCAUAGAAUCCAAAACCUAUGGGGAUCCUGAAGAGGAUAAACAGAAAUCAACUGCCGUUCUUAAAAGUAAUUCCAAAGCCGAUGAGAUCAAAAAUCCUCCAAUUACAUCAGGUGUUUCACCAGCGAAAAAGACAGAAGGUUCUAAACAACUGUGAUUAGCGCACAAUGAAAUAUAAAUUAGCAUAUGUAAUUAUCAACAAUAUUUUUAAUGAAAGAAGAAUUUAUAAGUUUAAUAACGGAUCUUCGUCUGUGUGUAUCUCACGUAUUUUCUUUAGAAAAAUUUUCAAUUUUCGUAAAUAGAGUGGAUAAUACAAUGAGAAAGAGAGAGAGAGAGCUAAAUCUUUUAUUGACACAAGGCACAAAGAUGAUUUCAAUUGGCCAUCAUGACAUAAGUAUUUAUCUUGUAUAUAAAAAACGUAUAUUAAAUAUAUGUAAUAUAUCAGUCGUUUAUAAUAUUUGAGUAAUAUCGAGUAAUAUUGAUUUUUAACUUCAUACUGCAUUGUAUGCACACACAAAAACCCGAAGUUUCCCGUUGAAGACUGUGAUGCAUUUAACAGCAUCAUUUAUUGUUCUCUUUUAUUCAUCGUGAUGCACUUGUGUUGAUCACAUAAAUGCAUUAAUUAUUCUGUAAUUAAUUGUCGAUGUUGUGUGUCAUAAUUUUAAAAGGAACGAGUAGAAUAUCGUUAGCCUAAACAUUGACAACGAAUUACAGAUAUUUAGUUUUUUUUUUUUUUAAUUACAAUACAGUUUAAUUUCCGUAAGUCCAGAGGGUAAAUCAUUCCAACUAUUUCAAUGCCGUUGUACACUUCUCGAUAUGUUGAAUAUAUGCCUGUUAUAAUUCAAAAUAAUAGUCUUCAAUUGUAUUAUCUUGUAACUUAAACACUGAUAUUACAAAAUAAUUGGUUGCUCAAAAUACAAAGCAAAAUAGAUGUACAUACAAUAAUUUAUAAUGUACGUACAGUAAUUUAUAAGUAUUUAUUUUCAUUUGCGAAAAAUACAAGAAAGCAAACUUAGCUAUUCAAUACAAAACUGAAUAUUAUUUGUGCUUUGUACUAAUAGAGCGUUAAAUUUGUAAAAGAAAUUUUGUUUACAAGAUAAUUCUAUUACAAGAUGUUAUAUCGAUUUCGGAGCCCUGUAUGUAUAUAAGGAAAAGGGAAAUAUUUAUUACAUAUUUACGUUACUCUAUAAUGUUAAUUGGACGAAGACCUCUACGAUGUAUUAUAAAGAUAUGAAUUCAGAAAGAA
This is a messenger RNA of Wasmannia auropunctata (little fire ant), 3580 nucleotides long. RefSeq names its product LETM1 and EF-hand domain-containing protein anon-60Da, mitochondrial (gene Letm1). Lineage: Eukaryota; Metazoa; Arthropoda; Insecta; Hymenoptera; Formicidae. Gene Ontology annotation, cellular component: mitochondrial inner membrane. Gene Ontology annotation, molecular function: ribosome binding; calcium ion binding. Bases 182 to 2491 code for a protein of 769 amino acids. Gene Ontology annotation, biological process: intracellular monoatomic cation homeostasis. The record is from RefSeq and is a predicted model, not a curated record. The transcript has 7 exons.